AUGUGCUAACAUCAAACUUAUACCCUAUGUCUGACAAAAGCGAUUACAAAAUCUGAUAAAAAGGACUAUUAAUUGUUUAGGAUAUAUUUUAUGCACAAAUUUAAAAUUUUCGAAAUUGAACUCAAUCUCAUGAUGGACACAUUGUUGACUAAUAAAAUACAAAUUAUUGAUAAAAAGGAAACCUAUUCCAAGAUAAAUAUUAUAUAAUAUCAGGAAUAAACUAAUCUAACUAAUGAACUUAUUAUUUAAACCGAAAAAAAGAGCAUUCUGUUGAUAAUUACUAUUGGGUACAAGCUAAGAAAAAAAAAGAAUUGUUUAAGAAGAAGGUAAUAAAGUUAAUACUCUAAUAAGUUCCGACUCAGACUAGGUUAAGUGCUUGGCAAUUUAGAAAAGAGGACCCCACAACAGAAAAUAUCUCACUUAGAUAAACUCCUGGAUUCACAAAUAGAAAUUAUACAACAGGAAUUUUUAAAUUUAAUAUUGUUUUUAAAGUUAGGAUGACUUAUCAACAUUUUGA
Paramecium octaurelia is the source of this 517-nucleotide messenger RNA. The record is from the annotation of a GenBank genome assembly. Lineage: Eukaryota; Ciliophora; Oligohymenophorea; Peniculida; Parameciidae.